CGCGAGGCUCCGCCCUCCACCCGCCUCCACAGUAAAUAGACCGGAGCAGGCGUGUGGGCUUGUGUAGUAAUGCGCUCAUUCUAGGUGAGAGGAGGCUGCAGCGUCCUGCCCUGGCCUGAGCGAUGCUGAGACGCUGCGCUACGCGCCUGCGCACUCUUGGGGCCCCGCCUGAGAAGCUGCCGGGAGUAGUGUGGAGGUUAUUUUCUUCUGAGAAAGUCAUUCACAAGGACUAUGGUCUCCCGAACCCCAGCUGGAGCAAGGACCUAAGACGACUCUUUGACCAGUUCAUGAAGAAAUGUGAAGAUGGUUCCUGGGAACGUUUGCCUUCAUACAGACAAAAUCCUGUUCAGAUCUUUAAAGAAUUUCAAACCCGUUUUGUUGACCCCAGGUCUAUUACGAGAGAACAACAAAUAUCAAACGCCCAACAGUUCAGCAGAAGCUUAGAGGAAGGCCUGGGCUUUGAGUAUGUGAUGUUCUAUAAUAAAGAAGAGAAGAGGAUGGUUUGCUUGUUCCAAGGAGGUCUUCACCUGCAAGGGGUACCUGGAUUCCUUCAUGGAGGUGCCAUUGCAACCAUCAUCGAUAUCACUACUGGCAUGUGUGCACUUGCCCAGGGAGUUGCCAUGACUGCCAACCUCAACAUCGACUAUAAAAAACCUAUCCCCCUUUGUUCUGUUGUGGUGGUAAACGGCCAACUUAGUAAGACUGAAGGAAGAAAACUUUUUAUUUCCUGUGAUAUCCAGAGUAUUGAUGAGAAGACUUUAUACACAUCGGCAACAACUUUAUUUAUAAAGCUGGAUCCUGACAAACGUUUGACAUAAAAGAACUUCUGGUGAAGUCCACACUGUUCUGCAUGAGGUCCUCCUCCAGAAGCGGCACCUAUCUCCCUCCACUCCUGUCCCAGCUGCUGAAUCCCCAGGAGAAAGCCUGGCUCACAGACCCUUCAGGACAGCCUCUGAAACACAGGGCUGCAGGAAUUGUCCACCUUCCAGACUUUUUCAUAAGAAGCACUCCCUGAGAGAGUCUCAGCGGUCAUCUGUAUCCCUAGGACAAAUAUGUGGUCCUGAAAUGUGAACAGACUUCAGAGCUAACAAGCACAGCACCUGCUCCACAGCAGACUGCAGAAAAAAGACUGUAUUGAAACUUUCACUGUAAACAUGGAAGUGGAGUGGUGUGUGUGGAGUGCACAUGUGCAUAAGCACGUACUGUGUGUGUACUGUGUGUUAUCAAGCGGGUUUGUUGUAUGUGAACAGACAUCUUUCUGGCCAUAAUAGGGAACACAGCUCAUUGCUAUGGGAAUGGAUCCCACACAUCUGUUGUCUGGGAUCCUAGAGAUUAAACCGUUGUUCAUUUUUA
Peromyscus eremicus (cactus mouse) is the source of this 1353-nucleotide messenger RNA. It is a transcript of the gene Them4, whose product is annotated as thioesterase superfamily member 4. The record is from RefSeq and is a predicted model, not a curated record. Lineage: Eukaryota; Metazoa; Chordata; Mammalia; Rodentia; Cricetidae. The transcript is spliced from 6 exons. Bases 123 to 818 code for a protein of 231 amino acids.